AUGGCUGUCACCAGGGCCUUCCUUAUGGAGAUCCCCGGUGAGGGCAACGAAGCCAGGGCGGACCGCCUCCACGAGGCAAUGGCCGCCUUGGCCCCAGAACUGGGAGUGCGAGUUACGAGACCCGUAAAAACGUGCGAGUUGCGCAUACGGGGCCUCAAUGACUCUAUCACCUCCGAGGAGAUAGAGGAGGCUGUGGUGGCCAUUGGAGGUUGUCGAUCGGCCGAAAUAAAGGUCGGCCGAGCUCGCACUUCUCCCAAUGGACUCACCACAGCAUGGAUUCGGUCCCCGGUCGCCAUGGGGCGAAGGAUCGCGGACGCCGGAUUUAUUAGGGUGGGCUGGGUCAAAGCUCCGAUCGAGGUGUGGAGCGGCGGCCCCUGCAGUGCCACCGCUGCUUCCGGCGCGGGCACGUCGUAUCGACGUGCACGUCUACCGCGCCGGAGGAGGACAGAAGGGGCCGGUGCUAUUGGUGUGAGGAGAGGGGCCAUGGCGUCGCAACCUGCGACGCGGCCCCUUGGUGCCCGCUAUGCGCUGACCUCGGCCGGCCCGCGGCUCACCGACUCGGCGGCAAGUUCUGCGCCCCGAUCCCCAAAGGGGGAGCCAAAAGAGCGCAGAGAGCUGCCAGGGGCAGCGGGGCUAAACCCGUCUCCCAGGAAACAGGCGUAG
Pseudomyrmex gracilis is the source of this 663-nucleotide messenger RNA. RefSeq lists its product as uncharacterized. Bases 1 to 663 code for a protein of 220 amino acids. The record is from RefSeq and is a predicted model, not a curated record. NCBI's taxonomy places the organism in Eukaryota, Metazoa, Arthropoda, Insecta, Hymenoptera, Formicidae. The transcript has a single exon.